AAAUUUAUCAAAGCCCAGGCGACGAUAAGAACAGCUCUCUCUCUCUCUCUCUCUCUCUCUCUCUCUCUCUCUGUGCGUGUGAAAGAUUACAAAGCGAGUAAAUUUCCCAGCUUUUUAAAGCUACAAAAGUCAGAAAAAUGCCAAAGGUGAAGACAAACCGUGUCAAAUAUCCAGAGGGGUGGGAACUGAUUGAACCAACUCUUCGUGAACUACAAGCUAAGAUGAGAGAAGCUGAGAAUGAUCCCCAUGAUGGGAAAAGAAAAUGUGAAGCUUUAUGGCCUAUUUUCAAAAUAGCACAUCAGAAGAGUCGCUACAUUUUCGACCUUUACCACAGGAGGAAGGAAAUCUCGAAGGAGUUGUACGAGUUUUGCUUGGACCAAGGCUAUGCUGACCCUAAUUUGAUUGCAAAAUGGAAGAAGCCUGGUUAUGAACGUCUAUGCUGUUUAAGGUGCAUGCAACCGAGGGAUCACAACUUCCAAACCACUUGUGUUUGUCGAGUCCCCAAGCAUCUGAGAGAGGAAAAGGUUAUAGAGUGUGUGCAUUGCGGUUGCAGGGGUUGUGCUAGUGGAGACUGAUCUGCCUUUCUUCUAGAGUGUAACCACUUUAUAUGUCAUUUUCCUAUUAGUCACUUAACUAUGUAAAAAGGUAUGAAACAUCUCAAUCGCGGGAUAAAUAUUCUAUGAGAUGCAUGCCUGGUGUACUGUAGAGCUUAUGCAAUCUAGAUAUGUUCUGCCUAAUGUUGUGGAUGUUUUCAUGUUGUGAUGAUUUACUGAACUUGUUAGGAAAAAGUGGAUUCAGACAUUGAAGUUUGCUCU
This is a messenger RNA of Rhododendron vialii, 815 nucleotides long. RefSeq names its product protein BUD31 homolog 2. Bases 138 to 575 code for a protein of 145 amino acids. The record is from RefSeq and is a predicted model, not a curated record. The transcript is spliced from 4 exons. Gene Ontology annotation, cellular component: spliceosomal complex; nucleus. Lineage: Eukaryota; Viridiplantae; Streptophyta; Magnoliopsida; Ericales; Ericaceae. Gene Ontology annotation, biological process: mRNA splicing, via spliceosome.